Messenger RNA from Trematosphaeria pertusa, 3981 nucleotides. RefSeq names its product glycerophosphocholine phosphodiesteras-like protein Gde1. Gene Ontology annotation, molecular function: protein binding; glycerophosphocholine phosphodiesterase activity. NCBI's taxonomy places the organism in Eukaryota, Fungi, Ascomycota, Dothideomycetes, Pleosporales, Trematosphaeriaceae. Gene Ontology annotation, biological process: glycerophospholipid catabolic process. Bases 226 to 3861 code for a protein of 1211 amino acids. The record is from RefSeq and is a predicted model, not a curated record. The transcript has 3 exons.
CUCCAAUGAGAAUCGGAGAAGCACCCACAUGAACAGGUCCGCGUAAAGCACCUCCGGCAGCAACUGCGAGGCCCCGAAUGGAUAUCGAGCCUUCACCCGUGCAUUCAAUCGCCGCAUUCCUUUGCUUUUUGCACACUCGUUUGCGCUCCGCUGCGCAGUAACAAGCGCCUAGAGCUCCACACCCAGGAGCAGCAUCCAUCCUCCACAACCCGCAGAUUUGCGAACAUGAAAUUCGGACACAAUCUGCCGCGGAAUCAGGUCCCCGAGUGGGCGUUAUCCUAUAUCGACUACAAAGGCCUCAAGAAGCUCGUCAAGACCGCCGCCGAGGCCGUCAAGAAUGGCGACGAGCCCGACCUUGCAGCCUUCUUCUUCUCCUUAGAUCGGAAUCUAGAAGACGUCGACGGCUUCUAUAACAAGAAGUAUGCCGAAUGCGCCCGACGGCUGAAGCUCCUCCACGGCCGCUAUGGCCAUGCUGCGCAAGUCCCCGAAGGCAUCGACAAGGACGAGGCGCAGGACCUCAUGGGCGCCCUGCUGGAGCUCCGCGGCCAGCUGCGGAAGCUUCAGUGGUAUGGCGAGGUCAACCGCCGGGGCUUCAUUAAGAUCACGAAGAAGCUGGACAAGAAGAUACCCGGCCAUCCGACACAGCAGCGCUACUUGGCCUCGAAGGUCAACCCCAGACCAUUUGCGCACAACAUGCCGCUGAACCAGGCUAUGAAGGCAGUCAACGAGUGGUUAUCGGGUCUUGGCGAUAUUAAGACUUUCGAUGACACCGGAUCUACGCACUCUGCAGCAUCCCUCGGCAGGGUGCCCGGUCGCGCGUUGAACCUCUCAACAGGAGUGCUGGAUGCUGUGGAUCAGGCCAUUCGCAACGACGAUGCGCAGACCCUUUCUCGGCUCGUUUCCGAGAUAUCAUCCAAGAACGACCCGACAAGCCCUUCGUUUCAGCAGACACUUCUGAACCUCCUGCAGCGAGCCAUCUCGUGUCGCGCCAAGGCCUGUAUAGACCGACUAUUACCGGACAUCGCUUCCCUAGAAGAGGAGGACGACAUCAACAAACGCAACUGCAUUCAUCGCUUGGUCAUCAACAUUGGCCGCUCAAAGAGUGGCGAAAAUCUCGGCGCUGAAGGCCCCUUAUUGCAGACUUCAAGUGAACCUAACUUCAUCGCGCCUGCAACCGCGCCAAACCGCCACCCUGCGCCAUGCACAACCACCGAAGAUGAGUCUAGUAAGCUGUUGAGCAAGAACGACGAGUCAGUUCGGCUCCUCACUUACCUCCUUGACCGGCUCCAACCCCGCCAACGGUCUUCGCUCCAAUCUCGUGAUACCUAUGGACGGCUGCCGCUUCAUUACGCCGCCCAGUACGGCUUUGUAGUCAUUUGCCAGGUUGUCAUCAAACAUAUGCAGGAUUGGGGCCAGUUCAAUGUCAGCCAGGGCAUCGAUUCGCCAUACUGGCAGGACGCGGAAGGUUAUGCACCUCUUCAUCUCGCCGUAAUGGGUGGUCAUCCACUUACCACGAAGGCACUGCUUCAAGCAGAGAACUGGCUGGGGGAGACCAGUGAGAAGCUCGCAUUCAGGAAGACAAUUUCCGAAUCCGGUGCAGCUCUCGCUCUUGCCACACAGUCGAACUUUGUCGCCAUUGUCAAGCUCCUAGUAGAAGCGGGCGUAGACGUGAACUACCAGAACGAACAAGGCGAAACGGCGCUGCACAUUGCAGCACGAUUCGGUCACGCCGAGUGCGCAAAAGCUUUGCUAGAAGGCUCAGUAUCGUACAAGACCCAAGUAGACGUUCCCGAGAGGACCUUUGCUUGGACACCCCUUUUCAUCGCCUGCGUGGACGGUCAUCUUCCCAUGGUCGAGCUUCUCGUCGCUGCAGGAGCGAAUCUAGAACGAUGCGACAACUCUGGCUGGACAGCGAAGGAGCACGCCGCGUUGCGAGGCCACAUGCAUAUAGUGGAAGAGCUCGCCGAGAUUGGGCCAACCCCCAAAUCACCUCCGGUAGAGGCACGGUUGCGGCCGGAUGGGUCUUCACUCGAAGAACGAAGAUCUAAGAACCUGAGCAGGGAGAACUCUUCCGUCUAUCAGAAACCGCCCGAGCCUGUCAAAUCGUUCGGUCACCGUUACCUGACCAAAGAGACCAUGAUCCUCGUCAGUCUUGGCUCGAUGGACACAAGGAAGAACAUUCCCGCUGUCAAACUUGAGGACAUCCCUCUGGCCGAUGCCCAUGCCACCCAGCUCGACACUGCUCUCUCAGUAGUCGUGUCUGCAACUGGCGCAACUGGUGACUCCAGUGUCGUCGAUCUACCCGUGCAAGAGAACAUAUGCACCGAGCCCUUCACCUUCAUGACCACCGAUGUUUCCAAGGUUAAACUACUAUUCGACAUCGUCCCCACUUACGCGGGAUCAACGGACCGCAUUGUUGGACGCGGCGUAGCAUUGCUAUCCACCAUCAAGACAAGCAUCGGCUCGAAUCGCAUUCCCUUGCAAGGCGAUGUCAAAGUUCCCAUUGUAGCGGCUACCACACUAGAGGUCAUUGGCUCUGUUAACUUCAACUUCCUCAUCAUCACUCCCUUCACUCACCCGAACAUGUCCAUCACCGAGCAGCACACUUAUUGGAAGAAGAUGACAUCGACAAUGGUCAUUGGCCACCGAGGGCUUGGAAAGAACACGGCUUCUCGAAACUCGCUGCAGCUUGGAGAGAACACCAUUCAGUCUUUCAUUGCUGCAGCCAACCUUGGCGCCUCGUACGUCGAGUUUGAUGUACAACUAACCAAGGAUCAUGUGCCAGUGAUAUAUCACGACUUCUUAGUCAGCGAAACGGGCAUUGAUGCUCCUGUUCAUACUUUGACCCUCGAACAAUUCCUCCACGUCAGCGAAGGCCAGACGCCUCGGCAGUCGAGGCCCGGUUCUCCUGAGGACAACAGAAUAACCGCUGAAGCUAAUACUGGCAAACUCUCUCGACGACCUCGCUCAUAUUCGGUGGAUAAUUCGAAACAAAAGAACAUCCACAGGAGUCACCAAGUGGAGCUUGCUGAACGAAUGAAGCAUACACGCGACUUCAAGAUAAAAGGAUACAAGGGCAAUAGUAGGGGAAACUUCAUUCAAGAGGAGUUCACGACGCUCGAGAAGAUGUUUAAGAAGUUGCCCGAAACCACGGGCUUCAACAUUGAGAUGAAAUACCCUAUGCUCCACGAAUCUGAAGAACACGAGAUGGACCAGUACGCUGUCGAGCUCAACUCCUUUGUGGACACAGUCCUUAAGAUGGUAUACGACUUCAUCGGGAAGCGUAGCAUCAUGUUUUCUUCCUUCAAUCCGGAUAUCUGCCUCAUGCUCUCGUUCAAGCAACCAUCGAUUCCCGUCUUCUUCCUCACCGAUGCUGGUACUUGCCCUGUUGGGGACGUCCGAGCGGCUAGUCUACAGGAAGCUAUUCGCUUCGCCAGCCGCUGGAAUCUGCUCGGCAUUGUAAGCGCAGCAGAACCUCUCGUCGCAUGCCCGAGGUUGGUAAGGGUCGUCAAAGAAAGUGGACUUGUUUGCGUGAGCUAUGGGACACUUAAUAAUGAGAUGAAGAAUGUCAUAUCGCAGAAGAACGAGGGUAUUGAUGCUCUCAUCGUUGAUAACGUCCUCGCAGUCCGGCAGGGCCUGACCGCUCCUGAGGAAGACGCUACGUCCACCCAAGGUUCCACCGCAAGCGGAGUCAGCGCAGCUACGAACAGCUUGACACUUUCCACGGACCCUUCCACUGCGCCUAGUAGCGGAGUAAGUGCAACAUCAUCGGAUGUCGCUGAGCAAGAAAUGGUAGACACAGUCAACGGUGUUCCUAUCUACGCAUAUGCCGGCAACUCCACGGGGGCUGUGUUUAGUUAGCCGGGAAGCUGUUCGAUGCAGUUGUCAGCCUCAUUCGCGCGUCAAUUUCUUUCCUUAUUUGCAUAAGGAUGGUCGGUCAUCUAGUGAUUGGAUCUUGCUAGGGACACACACCCUCAACUC